Molecule: messenger RNA, 14309 nt
Organism: Coregonus sp. 'balchen'
Lineage: Eukaryota; Metazoa; Chordata; Actinopteri; Salmoniformes; Salmonidae
Source: the annotation of a GenBank genome assembly
CCUAUGAACACAACAGUAUAACGUUACCGUGUAGCUGCUGCUGUUCAUCAGUCGAUUCGUCCACAUCCAGUGUGCGGCGUACAGCGGCAGGUGCGUCUCUGUAGUGACUACUGUAUCAUUGUAUUAUAGGCUAUACUGUAAUAGUAAAGUAUAUUUGCACCUGUAAAGCAGACUUUUGCGAUGGUGUUGUAAUAGUGAUUGCUGCAAUGCAGUUUGCUGUUUUUACAUCUAGAACUCUAAAUAUAUAUCUGUUACUUUUAAUAAUCUCACGCAUAGAUCAAUGCACGUUGAUAUCAAUUUCGCUAUUGCUUAUGACAAUGUUUGUGUAAAUAGCCUAGGUCAGCAAUAGUUUACAUGUAGGUUUAUAUGCUGAGCCAGUCAACUGGGUUCCCUGGGGAGUUUUUCACCCUAGGCUUGCACUUUUAAAAGUUCACUUCAGUGACAAAUUACUAAAAAGUUAAAUACAAAUAGACUAGGAUUGAUUUGAUUGAUUGAAAGAAAGGAAUUUUAAGUAAACUUUGAAAGUAGGAAGUAUUAGUAGCGCAAUGACAGUGAAUGACCCUAGACCUGUAUCUGGAAUUUGGUGGAGGGAAGACAGAAUUUGGUGGAGGGAAGACAGAUUGAUUGUCAUUUCUCAUGCGUUCAGAAUUCAAAUCUGUUCAGUAUUCAAAUGUACAUUGUGUCAAGUGCAUAGAGAACUCAGUAGUUCUGAAAAUCUUUGUCGUAGCAGAAGAGAUUCAUCCGGAAAUCCUUCUGAUCUGUGUAGUUAAUGUUUUGAUUAUUGGUCUUUCUGCCUUUCAGUUUGUCAGAGAGUACUUCUCAGUCUAUAACUAGUCGUCAUGCUCUCUACACCUACACAUUUCUGUAGACAGGAAACAGGUUAAUUCUGGCCUCAAGGUGUUAUCUGAGGAGACUUACUGUACUGUACGCUAUGUGUUGAUGCGGAAUGGCAGCUUUAGACCGUUUGAGGUUGUUUGAAUGUUUUUAUGUACGUUUGUAAAUUACAUAAAUUCAUCAAUUUUUAUUUUUUUUAUUUUUAUUUUACCUUUAUUUAACCAGGCAAGUCAGUUAAGAACAAAUUCUUAUUUAUAAUGACGGCCUACACCGACCAAACCCGGAAGACGCUGUGACAAUUGUGCAAUAUAAAUUGUCAAUAUAAUUUGUUUCCCAAUGUUUCCCUGUAUGUAUCGACUUUGGUGUCUGAUAGGUUAGGUGUCACUUAUCAAGUGAAUGAUCAAAAAGGCUUUAUGUUUUUAUGAGUUGCGGAGAAGGCCCCCCACCUUCAGUUGUCUUACAGUGCAUUCGGAAAGUAUUCAGACCACUUGACCUUUUCCACGUUUUGUAACUUUACAGCCUUAUUCUAAAAUGGAUUAAAUCUAUAUUUUUCCUCAUCAAUCCUUACACAAUACCCCAUAAUGACAAAGAGAAAAGUGGUUUUUAGAAAUGUUGCUACUUUAUUACAAAUAAAAAUGGGAAAUAUCACAUUUACAUAAGUAUUCAGACCCUUUACUCAGUAAUUUUUUGAAGCACCUUUGGCAGCGAUUACAGCCUUGAGUCUUCUUGGGUAUGACGCUACAAGCUUGGCACACCUGUAUUUGGGGAGUUUCUCCCAUUCUUUGCAGAUCCUCUCAAGCGCUGCACAGCUAUUUUCAGGUCUCUCCAGAGAUGUUCGAUCGGGUUCAAGUCCGGGCUCUGGCUGGGCCACUCAAGGACAUUCAGAGACUUGUUCCGAAGCCACUCCUGCAUUAUCUUGGCUGUGUGCUUAGGGUCGUUGUCCUGUUGGAAGGUGAACCUUCGCCCAGUCUGAGGUCCUGAGCACUCUGGAGCAGGUUUUCAUCAAGGAUCUCUCUGUACUUUGCUCCGUUCAUCUUUCCCUCAAUCCUGACUAGUCUACCAGUCCCUGCCGCUGAAAAACAUCCCCACAGCAUGAUGCUGCCACCACCAUGCUUCACCUUAGGGAUGGUGCCAGGUUUCCUCCAGACAUGAUGCUUGGCAUUCAGGCCAAAAAGUUCAAUCUUGGUUUCACCAGACCAGAGAAUCUUGUUUCUCAUGGUCUGAGAGUCUUUAGGUGCCUUUUGGCAAACUCCAAGCGGGCUGUCAUGUGCCUUUUACUCAGGAGUGGCUUCUGUCUGGCAACUCUACAAUAAAGGCCUGAUUGGUGGAGUGCUGCAGAUAUGGUUGUCCUUCUGGAAGGUUCUCCCAUCUCCACAGAGGAACCCAUCGGGUUCUUGGUCACCUCCCUGAACAAGGCCCUUCUCCCCCGAUUGUUCAGUUUGGCCGGGCGGCCAGCUCUAGGAAGAGUCUUGGUGGUUCCAAACUUCUUCCAUUUAAGAAUGAUGAAGGCCACUGUGUUCUUAGGGACCUUCAAUGCUGCAGAAAUGUUUUGGUACCCUUCCCCAGAUCUGUGCCUCGACACAAUCCUGUCUCGGAGCUCUAUGGACAAUUCCUUCAACCUCAUGGCUUGGUUUUUGAUCUGACAUGCACUGUCAACUGUGGGACCUUAUAUAGACAGGUGUAUGCCUUUCCAAAUCAUGUCCAAUCUAUUGAAUUAGCCACAGGUGGACUCCAAUCAAGUUGUAAAAACAUCUCAAGGAUGUUCAAUGGAAACAGGAUGCACCUGAGCUCAAUUUCGAGUCUCAUAGCUAAGGGUCUGAAUACUUAUGUAAAUAAGGUAUUUCAGUUUUUUUUUUUUUUUUAUAAAUUAGCAAAAAUAAAUAAAAACCUGUUUUCGCUUUGUCAUUAUGGGGUAUUGUGUGUAGAUUGAUGAGGAUUUGUAAUUUUUUAAAAUCCAUUUUAGAAUAAGGCUGUAACGUAACAAAAUGUGGAAAAAGUCAAGGGGUCUGAAUACUUUCCAAAUGCACUGUAUAUCCACUAUAUACAGUACAUGUGGUGUCAUCAACCCCUGCUAUUUUCUCUAGGAGGGAGCCCAUGAUGCUAAAAUGUGAUGUUUGACCUCAAAAUUCUCUUGGGAUUAAUAAGAAAACAACCCCAUGGAACCCUCCAGUAGGUACACUUUCACUCACUCAGUCUUUGAACUCAUACAGUAUUUUAAUUAUUUAUGUAUACUUUGCUCUUUACUGUUUACUGUUGUUUGUCUCUAUUAAUCACUUGGGUAGACUGAUGUCUAGUUGUAAGAAUCCCCACACAUAGGACCACUGUGUUUUAAACAGAGCUGCUAUCUUGUCAAAAUAUGAAGUGAUGUUUAUAACUCUAUUAUUGUAGCUGUCAGUAUGUCGUCAGCAGUGGAGUCCAGUAUGUACACCAGUAUCCGGGCCAUCCUCAGACAGGCUGCCUCCUCAUGCAACAAAGGUACAUUAUCAGUGCAUACAACAAUUAAAAGGAAACGAUUAUCACAUGUAUCAUUAUGUGGCAUAAUUAUCUAUUAUAGAAUAUUAUUAGUAUUACACAAUUUAAUAGACUAGAGGACAUAAUGUUGUCAAUUCAGCAGCAUUGUAUGACUUCCUGAAGGUAUGCUGAGGUGGACUCUUCAUAAGAAGGUGGAGACCCAUCCGUCUAACAGUGUCUCACUGGUCAGGGUUCUGGUCAAAGAGCUGGAGAAGGUUGGUCUGCCACUACUAGAGUGUUUUGUUCUUGCAGAAUGACACAUGGCAUGCCCUUUGUCUUCAGAAGUAGAAUUGGCCAUUUAAUUGUCAGUUUGUUGAUGAAACCUUCCUUCAUUUGUUGAUUCAGGUGGAGAGGAUUGACGAUAAGAUGCAUGUCAUUCCAUUGCUUCACACUCUCAUCUAUGUUAUUAUUCAGGUCAGAUCCAUUUACCUUACCUUCAUCUGAAAUUACCUUGAUCAUAGAGUAGCUGUCCUGUAUUACUGACGUCUUAUUUACUGUGUUAUAUCCACGUAUUAUAUUUAUUGUGUUGAGUUCCUGGUUAUCUUUAUCAUGCACAGAAUAGUUAUAUUGUUCCUUGUUUGUUUUUACUUGCCAAUCAGCUCUGAUGUAUGUAUCUGAUUGUGAUGGCUGUUGUCUCUAUUCCGGUGUAUCGGCAGCAGUCUGGCCACAUUCCAUGUAACCUGUAUCAGAGAGUGUAUGAGUGCUUGAAAAGGCUGCUAACACUUCCAGAGCCCUACUGUACUAUCACACUGAGAUACAUGAGGAGCAUAAAGAUGGAGCAGAUCACACCAGGUACUCAUCAAUAGCACUUUACACUUCAGUGGCAUGUACUGUAGCACAAGCACAUUUGAAUCAUAAGAAGACAGUAUACAGUUCUCCAAACAUUUAUCUGAGUUUCUACCUUACAAUAACUUACUCCACAGGAGCUUUGUAUCAGAGAAGGGUCAUUGCUGAGCAGAGCCUAAGGAACAAACAUUUUCCCAAGCAGGAAAAGUGAGUUUAAAACAACCAUGAACACAUAUGCCAUCAGAAGAUAUUUUACACUUCCCACUGAAGUCCAUUUGUAGUCACUGAAUCAUUAUUAGCAACAGCUGACUAAUUUAAUCAUGGUCAUUUCUCGUAAGGUGAGGGUGGUAUUUAUUUUGCUCUGUGUGAGCUGUGGUGAUACUUUCCCUUUCACAAACUGAUGCUUGUAAAUGAGGACUUUCCCCUCAGCUACUCUGAGGUUGUGCUGUAUCCACAAUAGCUGUGCUGACUGGCUGCCCCUCUGACUGUGUCCCCUGUAGGGUAUUUGUGUUUGCAGACCCUGCUGUGUUCUCAGGGCCCAUGUGGCAGGCGGUGAGGGCAGACCUGGAGCUGGCCAGCCCCCAAAGUGACACACUGGCAAGACUGGUGCUACUGCACACUCUGCAGGCUGGACUGGUGAAGGCCUGUCAUGGCCCCAUACUGACUCAAGCUCUGGAGGUGAGGGAGGUCAAUGGGCUGUGAUGAUAUGAGACGUUUGGAUUAAUUGAUUUCAUAUUUGUGUGCAUCAGAUGGAUCAUGAAAUCACAUGUGUGCCUGCGUGUGUGCGGGCGGGCAUGUGUGUGUGUGUUGCAGGAUCUAGGAGAAGAUGUGGAGCAGUACUUCCAGGAGGUGGUGUUAGCUGUAGAGCAGAGUAUAGAGAACGGCGAGGCUGGCCGUGACCAGUACCAGACCAGGCUACAGCACAUCUACAGUGACAUCCUGACCUCUGCUAACCAAGGUGUGUGUAAAGGAGAAUAGGGUUGGGCGGUUUCCAGAUUUUCAUAUCGUCAUACCGUCCUUCUCUCAUCUCGGGAUUUACGGUAUUACCUGUGUAGUACACAAGGGGGCGCCAAAAAACAGAAAAAAACAUUGGGCAUCUAUUACCAUAAUGCUAGCAAAGCACAAUUAAUAGCGAAUUUCCAUGAAGGCUGCUAGCUAAAUAUGCUAACGAGCGCAAACGAAAAUAAACAAAUUGCAAUGACAGGAAUUCCAGCUCAUUAAGUUAUACAUAUAUAGGUAGGAGCUACUGAAUGUCAUUUUUGGUGAGUUUGGACAUUUACAAGCGAAUGUGAACAAGAGACAUUGUGCAAAUGAACAAAGUUUUGAUCCGUGCUUGUCUGAAGGAAGAACAGUACUGGCUCUGGAGCAGUAUGUGUACACACUGUUUCUGUGUGGAGUCUGGAGUCUCUAGGGCAACGGGCCUGCCUGUUCUGCUCGGAGAAGAGGGAAGGAGUAGCAGACAGCCAAGAAUGUAGAGGAGAAAAAACGCAAGGAAAUCAAGAUAACAUUGGCAGCUGUACAGAUUUCUCAGACACGGCAGAAAGCUAACAUCAUAUGAUGCCCUGUCACCUUAUUAAUUCAGCCACUUACUUAGAUAACUAGCAAGUUAAACUUAGGGGUCGCGUUAACGAAGAAUUCUGCAUUUUUCACGAAAAAAAUAUCAAACGUAUAAGAAAUACCUUGCUGCGUUUUAUAAACGCAGAUCUAAAAUGCUUCUUAUUGUAAUUUCUGCUCGGCAUCAGACUAAUUCUGUGCUUCAGUUGCACUUCUCCAUUCAGAUGAGAAUUCAGGAACGAGCAUUCUAUCAGCAGACAGCGCUCUGACUAAUGUGGAGCUACUUUUCUCCGGUACUUUUUAGUGUAGCCUACUUUUCUCCUGUAAAAUGCUAGAUUAACUUUAAGCAAAACAUUAGGAAAUGUAGCUGGCUACGUUCUUUCUAUGAUAAACAUUAGAAAUAUGAUGGCCAUGCAUCAUUUUUGAAAAUAUUCCUUGCUUUUUCAUAUUAAGCUCAUUUACUUGUGUGGCUGCCAGCCAAAUAGCGUUUCACUUCUGUUGUCAUCUGAUAAAGAAUUAAGCUAUUUUCUGCCGAAUGUGUUACACUAAUGUAUUUUCUGUGAAGGAAAGUAUAGUUACACGCCCCUGAUCACUCUAUUGAAGCAAAAAAACACUGUUGACUUUCAAUAUAAAAUAUAAUACCCCUGUGAGUACUCAGCUGGACUGACCUGCUCCCGCUUUCUCCCAUUGUGCUAUUUACAAACAAACACGUGACUGGCUUAACUGUUCUGGGGAACUACGGUAAGCUUCAUAAUGUAAGAUAGUGUGACAGCUGAAAUGAAGUACGCAAUCUGCUUUAUCUCUUAAUGUAUUGCACAAGUUGACUGAAGGUAUUUACUUAAAAGAGUAGCUACAAAUAUUUUUAUUUAAUGAAAAACUUCAAAUAAAUAGCUUAAACGUUAUUGACGGUAUUGAAAAACGAUCCCGUGGCUAUUUCCAAAUACCCCGGCAUACGGUAUAUAUGGUAUACCACCCAAGCCUAGAGGAGAAUAAUGAAAGAGAUUUGCUGACUGUGACAAACAGGAUACGCACUGUUUAUUGUUUUAUGUUCACUCUCUCUCUGUUCAGACCCAAAGGCCCGGGGCUCUCUUUCUAACACUCCAUUGCCCUCUCCAAAGAUUCACUUCCACCUGUGGACAAACGAAGAGGAGCUGUGUGAGUCAACAUUAGAGAACAUUAGAGUCUCUAGGCCAUUAUAAAGACUUGAGAAUACUGUCAAAUCAGACUAAUAGAUAGUGUGGCAAUCUUGAAUCUUUCAUAUUUUUCUAUAGGGAAUGAGCUGAUGAACUUCACCCUAAACGUUUCCCCCUCUGAGCGGAACUCUAUGUACCAGGAGGAGGAAGAGGAGAAGGAUGUGUCCAAGAGGGUUUCCCUCCUGUCUGUUGACAGUGGAAUAGAGAAGGACCGGUCACCGGGUUUCAGAGGGAGAAUGAAGCCGGAAGACAAAAUGGCGCUGGUGCAGGAAAACAUCAAGGGGCCCACCAGUAGCACCCCUCUCCCUAAAGAGGAGGGGAACCAUACAGCACGCAUAGUGGUGAUGGGAGACGACAGGGUGCUGGGGAGACUGGCCAAGGCGUAUCACUCCAUCCGGUAGAAAGUACUUCUACUGUCCCUUAAUGUCCCUUAAUACCUAAUUCCAUCCUCAUACAUGUGAAAUUCAAUUUUUAUCCAAAGCGACUUAAAGUAAUGUGUGCAUACAUUUUAUGUAUGGGUAGUGCUGGGAAUUGAACCCACUAUCCUGGCAUUGCAAACACAAUGCUCUACCAACUGAGAUACAGAGGACUACACUGUAAUUACACUAUAAUUCUGUCAUUUAGGAAUGUGUGUGAACUGUUUUACAAUGUGCAUUGCUUUUGUGUGCAGAAAAAGGGAGGCAAAAUAUCUCAUCUUGACCAAGAGAGUGAACCUACAGAUAUACUACAUCCCUGUCACUAAUGAGCCCAUCGUCAAUUCACCUGUGAGCAAUAAUCCAGUCCAAAAUCAAAUCAUACCAAUAAUGUAAAAUAAACAUCCAUCUCAUGCUACACAUGUACAGUAACCGGUAUGAUUUGAUAGGUUAAGGAACCACAGUCUUUUUCUCUUUUUCAGGGAAGCACAUCACAAGUUGGAGACAGGUUGUCUCUAGCCUCGUUCUUAGGAAGGGUUGAUCCCUGGUACGAAAGCAACAUCAACAGUUUGGGAGCCAUGAUUCCAAAGCUGGCGGGAACGGUGAUGAUUACUACUACAUGCAUUGUUUCAUAAAGUAAUCACAUGGUCUAAUUCUGAUCAUGAUUAUCCAGAAAGAUCCAUCAAAUAGUUUCAAGGAUACCUAAAUGGAAAGGGGUUUUAAGAGAGAAAUAGACAUCCAGUCAUGUCACAGUGAGACCUAAUACUGUGUCUACUAUGUGCCAUUGCAGCAGUCCAGUCACAGCAGGUCAUCAGAACCCAACCUAUUCCUUGUGGAUGUCCUCUCCUACUACCUUCGCUGUGGCCUACAGCCUGUCCACUUCACACUCUACUCCGUCAAGGUCAGGUCCCUGAGAUACAUCCACAUGUUAUAGUCACGUGUGUGUGUGUGAGUGUGUGUGUGUGUGUUAGCAGCAGGAUGAUACACAAACAUAUGGCUGCCCAUGAAUAGUUCAUACUUAAGAGUUCAUAGCCCAGAAUAACAUAAUUAUUACGGUUUUCAUCAGGGGUUAAAUUGGGAAUUUGGAGGUUGGGAAGCCCUAUUUGAUGGAUGGGGGGGAUUAAGGUUGGAGUUUAAGUUAUGGUUAGGGCUGGAGCUAAAGUUAGGAUUAAGUUUGUGGUUGAGGCAAGGUUUAGGGUUGAACCAGAAUGUGGACGUAAAGCUAGGCUUAGGGUUGAACCGGGAUGUGGACAUGAAGCUAGCAUUAUGGUUAGGGUUGAGGUUUAGGCUUGAACUGAGAUGUGGACAGGAAUCUAGGGUUAGGGUUGUGGUUGUGGUUGAGGCUAGGUUAAGGGUUUAACCAGGAUGUGGACAUUAAUCAUUUGACCCAAGGUGCAGGAGCCCUGCUUCGAGUAGCUCCGGCUCAAUUUAACCACUUUUUAUCAUUAAGAAAAAAACAGAACACAAUUUCUCCCUAAUUUCAGCUUGUUCUUGUUGCCCUGUUGUGUUUUUAGAUAUCUGUCUCUGGCCAGACUGGCAGCCCUGUGGAGGAGGUGUUUGUGUCCCACCUGGAAGCAGAGUUCCCAGAGUUUAAAACCCUCAGAGAAAAUCUGAGACAAGGUACUGUUGUCAAAACUGUGAAUGCAGCCUGAACCGUGUUGUAAGGACAGGGACAGAAACUAUCUGGUCCUGUUAUUGCUUCUGUUGGUGAUUGUCAUAAUGUCUCUGUGCAGAGAGAUCUAGUAGGCGACGAACAAGGAAGCCACUUGGAACCUGUGGAGCGGUGGUUUCUGUGAAUUACAGUAAGGUACUUUCUGAAGGCUUUCUUCCCUAUUUGUGUUAUAUAAUAUUUGGUUAGUGGUUAGUGAAUGUAUUCCUGCUGGUUUAGUGUAGUCACAGUAUCACUGUAAUCAUUUAGGAACAAGUGGUACACUUUUAAAUGAAAAGUAACAACUAUGGCAAUAUCUAGAUAUCCUUUAAAUCCGUAUGGCAUAAUGUCUUAACUACUGUACCAAAUGUGUUUGUGUCUCAUAUACUUUCUGCAGGUCUCCUUGAGCAAACAAGAGGUUGUUAAGGGAAUGUCAGUGAUGACAUGUGGAGUGGUCAUCAGUGCAAUAUCACCCAAUGAAACAGAAGGUUUGCAUUAAAACAUAUAGUAACUACCUAGCUGUUCUCAAUGGCAACUUGGUUUCAUUACCUCAAAUCAACAAUUUGUCAUCCCUACUUUCCCUAGGUCUUGAUUUCCUCACUGUCAAUUUUGACAGCACAAAUCCAAGAUGCUGCGCGGUAAGGAUAUUUCUGAAUGUGUGAUUAAUAAAUCAUUGAGACCCCAGUAACACCAUAUUGAAAAGUACUGAAACUGUCAGUCAGGCAACACACUGCCGGAUGUGGUUUCUUGAUCUUAUCCUCAUGUCUCACCUCCAAAGUAGAUUAUUGAUUAAGGCAAUUAUAUAUAAUGGUAGAGGUUUGAUUUGAGCCCAUACAUGUAAAGAGGGUAGGCAUACAAUAUGUACUGCAAUUUGGAGUCACAUCCCACAAUGAUUUUUGCUCCCAACCUAUCAGGAUAUUUAAUUUUACCCUGCUGUGUUUACAGGAGAUCAGAACCCAAAACAUUAAAAUCAGAAUCCUGGAGGAUAAGACCUUCACUGUGUGUCUGGACAAAGACUGUCGCAGGAAAUACACACAUGUCCAAAGGUCAGAGAUAACACUCAUCAGCAAUAGAAUGCCAUGAUGCUCUACCAUCUCUACUAUUGAUCAAUACUAUACAGUAGUUAUUUGGUUGUCUUUUACAGAGAAUUUCCCUGGGCUCAAACUGUAAUAACUAAGUAAGUAACACUAUUUUACAGCAUUGAGAUCUCUCCAUGCUUGGAUCCAGGGUAUUGCCCCCAGACAAGUUCCAAGUCCAAUUUCAGUGUGGGAGAGGAGUGGGAGGCGGGGCUGAGCAAGUACUUGUGCAAGAUCCUGCCUCUGCCAAUCAACACCUUCACUGGCAUCAACCACUGAGGGGAUUUGAUUAUUUGGCCUGGGCUCCGACCCGGGCUCCGUCCCGGGCGUGAGCCAGGUGCCCCGCUCUGGCCAACGGCGAAGGAAGCUAAAAACAAAAGUGACGCAGGUUAAGCACGUGGUGUAAUGAGUAGGAUUCUGUGUUUUCACAUGCAAAAGGGAUUUAUUUUGAUAAAAAAACACUUUAUCUGCCUUCCCAAUGAAAACUAGUUUGAAAAUUCUAACAUAUAUUUUAUGAAAAAGAGAUGUUGUUUGUAUUUUUUGGGGGUAUUUUAUUAGGAUCCCCAUUAGCUGUUGCAAAAGCAACAGCUACUCUUCCUGGGGUCCACACAAAACAUGAAACAUGGCAUAAUACAGAACAUUAAUAGACAUGAACAAGCUCAAGCACAGAACUACGUCAAAUUCUUUUUUUUUUAAGGCACACGUAGCCUACAUAUCAAUACAUACACACAAACUAUCUAGGUCAAAUAGGGGAGAGGCGUUGUGCCGUGAGGUGUUGCUUUAUCUGUUUUUUUUUAAACCAGGUUUGCUGUUCAUUUGAGCAAUAUAAGAUGGAACGGAGUUCCAUGCAAUAAUGGCUCUAUAUAAUACUGUACGCUUUCUUGAAUAUGUUCUGGAUUUUGGGACUGUGAAAAGACCCCUGGUGGCAUGUCUGGUGGGGUAAGUGUGUAUGUAAGAGCUGUGUGUAAGUUGACUAUGCAAACAAUUUGGGAUUUUCAACACAUUAAUGUUUCUUAUGAAAAGAAGAAGUGAUGCAGUCAGUCUCUCCUCAACUCUUAGCCAAGAGAGACUGGCAUGCAUAGUAUUUAUAUCAGCCCUCUGACUACAAUGAAGAACAAGACGUGCCGCUCUGUUCUGGGCCAGCUGCAGCUUAACUAGGUCUUUCCUUGCAGCACUCGACCACAUGACUGGACAAAAAUGAAGAUAAGACUAAACUAGAGCCUGCAGAACUUUCUUUUUGGAGUGUGGUGUCAAAAAAGCAGAGCAUCUCUUCAUUACGGACAGACCUCUCCCCAUCUUUACAACCAUUGAAUCUAUAUGUUUUGACCAUGACAGUUUUUACAAUCUAAGGUAAUGCCAAGUAAUUUAGGCUCCUCAACUUGUUCAACAGCCACACCAUUCAUUACCAGAUUCAGCUGAGUUCUAGAACUUGGGGAAUUAUUUGUACCAAAUACAAUGCUCUUAGUUUUAAAGAUGUUCAGGACCAGUUUAUUACUGGCCACCCAUUCCAAAACAGACUGCAACUCUUUGUUAAGGGUUUCAGUGACUUCAUUGGCUGUAGUUGCUGAUGCAUAUAUGGUUGAAUCAUCAGCAUACAUGGACACACAUGCUUUGUUUAAUGCCAGUGGCAGGUCAUUGGUAAAAAUAGAAAAGAGUAGAGGGCAUAGAGAGCUGCCCUGCGGUACACCACACUUUACAUGUUUGACAUUAGAGGAGCUUCCAUUAAGGAAAACCCUUUGAGUUCUAUUAGAUACAGUGCAUUCGGAAAGUAUUCAGACCCCUUCCCUUUUUCCACAUUUUGUUACGUUACAGCCUUAUUCUAAAAUUGAUUAAAUAAAUAAAAAUCCUCAUCAAUCUACACACAAUACCCCAUAAUGCCAAAGCUAAAAUAGGUUUUUCGAAAUUUUUGCAAAUGUUUACAAAUAAAAAACAGAAAUAACAUAUUUACAUAAUUAUUCAGACCCUUUGCUAUGAGACUCGAAAUUAAGCUUAAGUGCAUCCUGUUUCCAUUGAUUAUCCUUGAGAUGUUUCUACAACUUGAUUGGAGUCCACCUGUGGUAAAUUCAAUAGAUUGGACAUGAUUUGGAAAAGCACACACCUGUCUAUAUAAGGUCCCACAGUUGACAGUGCAUGUCAGAGCAAUAACCAAGCCAUGAGAUCGAAGGAAUUGUCUGCAGUGCUCCGAGACAGGAUUGUACCAAGGCACAGAUCUGGGGAAGGGUACCAAAAAAUGUCUGCAGCAUUGAAGGUCCCCAAGAACACUGUGGCCUCCGUCAUUCUUAAAUGGAAGAAGUUUGGAACCACCAAGACUCUUCCUAGAGCUGGCUGCCCGGCCCAACUGAGCAAUCGGGGGAGAAGGGUCUUGGUCAGGGAGGUGACCAAGAACCCGAUGGUCACUCUGUCAGAGCUCCAGAGUUCCUCUGUGGAGAUGGGAGAACCUUCCAGAAGGACAACCAUCUCUGCAGCACUCCACCAAUCAGGCCUUUAUGGUAGAAGGGCCAGACGGAAGCCACUCCUCAGUAAAAGGCACAUGACAGCCCACUUGGAGUUUGCUAAAAGGCACCUAAAGGACUCUCAGACCAUAAGAAACAAUAUUCUCUGGUCUGAUGAAACCAAGAUUGAACUCUUUGGCCUGAAUGCCAAGCGUCACGUCUGGAGAAAACCUGGCACCAUCUCUACGGUGAAGCAUGGUGGUGGCAGCAUCAUGCUGUGGGGAUGUUUUUCAGCGGCAGGGACUGGGAGACUAGUCAGCCUAGGUUUGCCCACUUUGCCAAUGAAGUAAUCAUUUAAAUAAUUGGCAACAUCAAAUGGUUUUGUGCUGAAUAAGCCAUCUGAUUUGAUGAAAGAUGGAGUUGAAUUUGUCUUUCUGUCCAUAAUUUCAUUUAAAGUAUUCCAACGUUUUUUUGCAUCAUUCUUUAUAUCAUUAAUCUUGGCUUCAUAAUACAGUUUCUUCUUUUUUGUUGUUGAGUUUAGUCACAUCAUUUCUCAAUGUGCAGUAAGUCAGACAGUCAGAUGUGCAGCCAGACUUAUUAGCCACUCCUUUUGCCCCAUCUCUUUCAACCACACAGUUUUUCAAUUCCUCAUCAAUCCAUGGAGCCUUAACAGUUCUAACAGUCAGUUUCUUAACAGGUGGAUGUUUAUCAAUAAUUGGAAGAAGCAAUUUCAUAAAGUGCAGUGUCUGGAUGCUCCUUAUUAAUCACAUCAGACCAACAAAUAUUUUUAACAUCAUCCACAUAAGAGUCACAGCAAAAUAUUUUGUAUGAUCUCUUAUCCACUAUUUUAGGCCCAGCUUUUGGAACUUUGGCUUUCCUGAAUAUAGCCACUAUAUUGUGAUCACUGCAUCCAAUGGGUACGGAUACAGCUUUAGAACAACGUUCUACAGUAUUAGUAAAAUGUGAUCAAUACAUGUGGAUGAUCUUGUUCUUGUAGUGUUUGUAAACACCCUGGUUGUUUGUUUCUGAAUGAUGCAACAUGCUGCCUAGUAGACAACAUGACAGAGCGGCGCAGAUUACUGUUCGAGUUGAGAAUUGCGCUCCUCGCUCACCGCUUUUGCCCAUUCAUGUCAUGGGCCAUAGACCGGUGCACCGUGGUUCAGCUUAAUCGAUGCCAAUGCCUAGUAGUGUGGGUGGGGUUCAACAGGCACAGUAACAUUUUUAGAGCUGUCACUCCUGUCUACAAAAGUGCAGCUAUAUUCUUGAAACACAACUAACUUUUGUAAUUUUCUUUAACACAGCAUAUUGACUGUAUAAAGACAUGUUCAGCAGUUGUAUAUUUCCUUGCAAAUUCCAGAUGGACAGUCCAGUGAAUUGUUAAUGUUUUGACUGUAUUUAAUCUGGACUACUUUCUACAGUGCUUGUUUGCAAUAAAUGUUCUGUUUACACUAUGCUAUUAAAGGAAGGCACUGUGUUAUUAAUCACAGAGGAAAUUAUGGUCCUCAGCUGGUAGAGCACGGCGCUUGUAACGCCAAGGUAGUGGGUUCGAUCCCCGGGACCACCCAUACACAAAAAAUGUAUGCACGCAUGACUGUAAGUCGCUUUGGAUAAAAGCGUCUGCUAAAUGGCAUAUUAUUAUAUUAUAUUAUUAUUACUUCUUACAUCUUACCCGAUUCAAAUGUUUAGAAUGAAGAACAUAUUUUUGACUGUGUGACUUUUUUGUAUGAAUAAACUAUGAGUUAAUUUAAUCAUGUAGCACUGGAAAAACUCACCACCUGAGCUGGGUGUUUUUUUCCCCCUGUCUCGUGCAGUUGUCAUCCUCACGCCGUGAGGGCGCUGCAGACAAACAGAUGGAUACGUGC